Molecule: messenger RNA, 3282 nt
Organism: Neogale vison (American mink)
Lineage: Eukaryota; Metazoa; Chordata; Mammalia; Carnivora; Mustelidae
Gene: PRAM1
Product: PML-RARA regulated adaptor molecule 1
Exons: 9
Coding region: 1051-3063 (670 amino acids)
Biological process (GO): protein localization to plasma membrane; T cell receptor signaling pathway; integrin-mediated signaling pathway
Cellular component (GO): plasma membrane
Molecular function (GO): protein binding
Source: RefSeq, a predicted model, not a curated record
UCAUGGACGCAGGAGAAUCAGCCCUCAGUGUUUAAGAAAUCCCCAGGCUCAGGGCUCCUGGCUGGCUCAGUCAGAGGAGUGUGAGUCUUGACCUCGAGGCUGUGAGUUCAAGGCCCAAGAUGGGUCUAGAGGGUCACUUAAAUAAGCUUUUAAAGAAAGAAAUCCCCAGGCUCAGGCCAAUUAAGUCAGAAUCUCCAGGAGCUUCCUUCUAUCUCUUUGUAAACUCCUCAAGCUAUGUCCAUGUAGAGCUAAACUUGAGAAUCAGGGCUCUGCACUCUCCCUUUGUCUGUGUGUCCAAAGUCCCUGACCUCCAGCAGACCAAGCCCUGUGGAGAGGGGUCGCCUCUGGCUGGCUGCGCCACACACCCCCAUAGGGUUAGUUUUGCCCACUCCCUCCGCCCCCCUUCACUGCUUUCCCUGCUGCCUCUCGCAGUCUCCCUCCCUCCCCAAGGGGACAAGGCCUUAGCUAAAACACACACAAGCUACCCACCCCCCAAAUCUGCCACCCCAGCUGGGCCCUCUGCCCCCCAUAACCGUCCACGACCCAUGUGACAUGUGCACCUCUAAUAGGGAAGUCCUGCUCAGAGCUGAGAAUCCAGCAGUGGGGAAGUGUGGAAAUGAGGCAGGAGGAUGAGGCAACAAGAGCCGGCAGAAGGGCCCACCCAUCACGCUCUCUCAACUCCCGAGUCUCCGGGCCCAGAGCUCCCCCUCCCAAGGAGGCCCUCAAGGCCACGCACAGAGUCCUCCCUGGACACCACAAGUCUGCCAGCGCCCAGAACCACAGAGUCAAGCAACUGGUGACCAUGUUGGGCAUGUGCUGACAGCCAGUACACGAAGCACGGAGACCACAGAGACAGCAGCAAGCGCCGGGCAGGAUCUGGGGACAGGCAGAGGCUGUCUCCGCCUCCUUUCCUUCCUCCUCUGCCCUCCCAACCCGGCCAGCAUCCCCCACCCCCAUGGGGCCCGUGGAGCAGAAGCCACAGUCACUUCCUGAAGGCAGCAGCCCGGCUCAGGUCCCACUUGCCCUGUGGCCCAUCACCCGCCUGCAGCCAUGGGGAGCCAUCAGGACUUCCGGAGCCUUCAAGCCAAGUUCCAGGCCCCUCAGCUGGAGACCAGUGAACACCCCAAAAAGCCCCCAAAGCCUGAGUUCAACAAACUUCUGAAGAAGUUUCCACCACCUGAGCCAAGCGAGCGUCCCAAGAAGCCCCUGCAGCCCGGCUGUACCGAUCUGCCUCCCAAGCCCGCCAAACCGGAGCCGAAGGAGCCCUCCAAGAAGUUCCCACAGCUCAACGCCCCUCAGAAAGCUUUGCAGCCUGAGCCUGGCCAUCCAGCCAGGCCCCCGACAGAGCCCAAACCCAGUGCCCUCCCCAAGAAGCUUCAGCAGCCUGAGCCCAAUGAGGCCACCCCAGACCCUUCACAGCCAGACCUCAGUACCCUUCCCAAGAAGCCCCCACAGCCCGAGUUCAGUGUGCACCCCAGAAAGCCCCCACAGCCUCAGGUCGGUGGCCUCCCUAGGAAAUCCCUGCCACAGCCCGAGACCAGUGAGGUCCCUCAGACGCCCCCCUGGAAGCCUGAGCCCAAAGAGCUCCACCCCUCCUCCUCACAGCCAGACCUCAGUACCCUUCCCAAGAAGCCCCCGCAGCCCGAGUUCAGUGUGCACCCCAGAAAGCCCCCACAGCCUCGGGUCGGUGACCUUCCAAAGAAAUCCCUUCCACAGUCCGAGACCAGUGAGGUCCCUCAGACGCCCCCCUGGAAGCCCGAGUCCAGUGAACUCCACCCCCACCCCUCAAAGCCCGAUUUCAAUACAUUUCCCCAAAAGAUCCCAACCCCUCAGCUGAAUGACUUCCCCAAGAAACUCCUGCAUCCUGAUUUUGGUGACCUCACCAGGAGGUCCUCAGAGCCUGAAGUCAGUGUGUUUCCCAAGCGGCCACGGCAGCCUGAAUGCAAAGCGCCCUCCAAGAAGCCAGAGCUGGGGAUCCUCCCCAGGGUGUCCUCAGAGCCCGAGUUUGGCCUGCUCCCCAGCAAGUUUCUGCAGCCCGAGCGCCAGGCCGCCCCCCGAAAGUUCUCGCAGCCUGAGUCCAGCGCUUUGCCCAAGAGGUACCUGCACACUGAGUUCUCUGGUGGUCUCCCUAAAAAGCCCCCCAUCCCCAGCUCUGUUUCAGAGAGCUCACUCCCCAGUGCGGUCACAGGCUCCCGCCCCAGGCUCCCCCUCAGCCCUGGCUUGGGAGCCAGGGAGCAGAGAUCAGGAGCUCGCUCUCACAGUGGAGGGUCGAGGCUGGGCCUCAAAUCCGGCUACCCACCCCGGCGGAGGCCUCUGCCCUCGGUCAGCAGCCUGGGACCCCCUCCAACCAAGCCCCCGCUGCCCCCUGGCCUCAGGGAUGUCCAGAGCUUCUGGAAAGCCACAGCCACAGACACAGCUCUGAGGAGGACCGGUUCUGCUGGGAUCCUCCAGGCCCAACAGACUGAAGACAUCCUACAGUAUUCCUCCAGGGACCAGGAAGAGGCCUAUGAGCUGUAUGACGACGUGGAGCCCAUGGACAACUCCAGCCCCGGCCACAAGGGCAGAGAUGAAGUGCCAUCUACCCAGCAACCCCCCAGGCCACCACAGAACCCGGAACUCAGGAGGGAGAAGGCCCCCCAGCCACAGCACUUGCCGCCCUCAGACCCGAAGACCCUGAAGCAGAUCCGGAAGGCAGAGAAAGCCGAGAGGGAGUUCCGGAAAAAGUUCAAGUUUGAGGGGGAGAUAGUGAUUCACACAAGGAUGAUGAUCGAUCCCAACGCCAAGACACGCCGUGGGGGUGGCAAGUACCUGGGCAUCCGGCGUGGGGAGAUCCUGGAGGUGAUCGAGUUCACCAACAAGGAGGAGAUGCUGUGCCGGGACACCAAGGGCAAAUGUAAGUCAGCCAGGCCAGAAUGUCCCAGGAAACAGGCCACCACCAGGGCUGGGAGCUUACCUAUCCCACUCUCUUUGCAGACGGCUACGUGCCCAGAACCGCUCUACUGCCCCUGGAAACGGAGGUGUAUGACGAUGUUGGCUUCUGGGGUAUGUAGAUGCUCUGGGUAGGCCAGAAGGGACCACAGUGCCUGGAAGGAGCAGACCCUCUGGAGAGCCAACCAUCACCCCAGGAACAGGAAGGCCCACCAGUGCGGACACCCGGGACCACCGGCCAGCCCAGCCACCCAUUAACACCGGAGUCUUGGCUCCCAGACCGGCAGUCACAGAACCACCCAGGCUCCAGUCUGCCUACAUACAUGAAGCACAUAAAGCUCCUAUUUAAAGCAA